AUGGGGGGUAAUAAUCUAGUCUUCCUGCUGCUGCUCGUGGCCAUCCCAGUCCUGGUUGAUCUGCACCUGUUUGUCGCGCCGUACACCAAGGUCGAGGAGUCGUUUCACAUCCAGGCCAUCCACGACAUCCUGAAAUAUGGCAUUCCGACGGAAAAUAUCUCCAAGGUCCUGGCUCAAUAUGAUCAUUCCGAGUUCCCCGGGGCCGUACCUAGGACGUUCGUCGGCGCUGUUCUCUUGUCCGGGCUCUCGCAGCCGUUUAUAUGGUUGAAUGAGAACAUCGAUCGGCAAACCUGCGCUCGCGCCAUUCUAGGCCUAUUCAACGCCUUGUCGCUGGUAUCAUUCGGACUCGGCGUCCGGAGAGCCUUCGGAAAGACCACAGCGAUCUGGUACCUGCUGUUUCAAGCGAGCCAAUUCCAUGUCCUCUACUAUGCGUCGAGGACUCUGUCCAACAUGUUUGCCUUUGGCAUGUCUACCCUGGCGAUCCGCGCCCUUCUGCCGGAACCCGUACCCGCCGAUGUCUACCGAAGGAGGUGCCGUGUGGCCUUGUUCCUGCUGACCAUCGCCGGUAUUGUCUUCCGGUCCGAGCUGGCUCUCUUCCUGGAUACAAACACAGCCUUCCUCUUUGCUACGGGCCGCAUCCGCAUCGUGCAGGAUAUCCUCCCCGCCGGCGCACUGGGGCUUGCCGUCGGGCUGGUCAUCACCGUGCUCGUGGACUCGUUCUUCUGGCAGCAGCUCCCGCUGUGGCCGGAGCUGGCCGCGUUCAGAUUCAACGUCCUCGCCGGCCAGGCCUCCGCAUGGGGCACCCACCCCUGGCACUUCUACUUCACCAGCGCCAUCCCGCGCCUCCUGCUCAACCCGUUGACCUACCUGGUCGCCAUCCCCUGCGCCCUCCUGCACCCCUCCACGCGCUCCCGCGCCGCCUACAUGCUCGUCCCCUCGCUCGCCUUCGUGGCCAUCUACAGCAUCGUGCCCCACAAGGAAUGGCGCUUCAUCGUCUAUAUCGUUCCAUCCUUGACCGCCGUCUCGGCCCAGGGCGCCUCGUACCUCUGGACCCACCGCACCAAAUCCAUUCUCUGCCGCCUUCUCUCGCUCGCCCUGCUCCUCUCGACCCUGGCCUCCUUCCUCCUCUCUACCUUUGUCCUCCUCCCCGCCUCCUCGGCAAACUACCCCGGCGCACGCGCCCUCAACACCCUCCACAACCGCGCCCACAACUCCCAUCCCGUCAUCUCCGUCUACCUCGGCAACCUCGCCUGCCAAACCGGCGUCACCAGGUUCCUGGAAAUGCCGCCUCCCCCUUCCCCGUUGUCGCACACACAACACCCCCUCGAAAGCACGCCCUCGCUCUGGCACUACGACAAAACCGAAGAUGAGACCGCCAAAUCCCUCCCCUCCUUCUGGGACCAGUUCGACUACCUCCUCGUCGAGCCGGCCGAGGCAUCCUAUGUGCAGGCCCUGCCGGGCCAGUCGGACCGCUGGGCCGAGACGGAGGUGGUCAACGGGUUCGCGGGGGUGAAGGUCCUACGGCCCGGCGACGUGGCGACGGGGCAGCUGGAGGAGCGGGUGCUGGGCGUGGCGCUGGGGCCGGACGGUGCGCGGUCCUGGCGCGAGUUCCGCGAUUAUGCGCGCAAGUAUCUCACGCGCGGGUGGUGGGCUGAGUUGAGGAUGGAGCCGAAGAUUCGGAUUAUGCAGCGUGUCUAG
Molecule: messenger RNA, 1698 nt
Organism: Aspergillus clavatus NRRL 1
Lineage: Eukaryota; Fungi; Ascomycota; Eurotiomycetes; Eurotiales; Aspergillaceae
Product: dolichyl-P-Man:Man(7)GlcNAc(2)-PP-dolichol alpha-1,6-mannosyltransferase
Exons: 3
Coding region: 1-1698 (565 amino acids)
Biological process (GO): protein N-linked glycosylation
Cellular component (GO): endoplasmic reticulum membrane
Molecular function (GO): alpha-1,6-mannosyltransferase activity
Source: RefSeq, a predicted model, not a curated record